AUGGAGUGUUAUCGCCAACUUUUACUAGCGCUGAGCUUUGGAGCUUUCACCAUUAUACAUUUUGUUCAAGCUCAGCCUGAUCAAAAAGGAUUCAUCAGUUUAGAUUGUGGUUUACCUCCUAAUCAGUCUCCUUAUACCGACCCAAAGACCGGAUUAAUAUUUUCAUCUGAUGCUGAUUUCAUCUUAAGUGGUUUACGCGGUGAAGCUGGGGAUGACAGAACCUAUACCUACAGACAGUACAAGGAUCUGAGAUAUUUUCCUGAUGGAAUACGAAAUUGCUAUGAUCUGAAAGUAGACCAAGGCAUCAACUAUCUAAUAAGAGCUGGGUUCGGAUAUGGAAAUUAUGAUGGUCUUAAUGUAUAUCCCAAAUUUGAUUUACAUGUGGGGCCUAACAUGUGGAUCACGGUGAAUUUGGAAUUCGGUAAUGAUCGAGAGAUCAUUUAUAUGUCAAAAUCAAAUUUAUUGCAGAUUUGUCUUGUCAAGACAGGAGAAACUAUACCAAUGAUAUCAACUUUGGAAGUAAGGCCAUUAAGAAAUGAUUCUUAUAAUACGCGUUUGGGUCCCUUGAACCUCAUUUACAGGCGGCACUACACUAGCAAUUCUAGCGGUUAUAUACGGUAUGUGAACUCAGUCAGCUUUAGCAAUUCUAUUUACCAAAACAAAUAA
This is a messenger RNA of Thlaspi arvense, 666 nucleotides long. Lineage: Eukaryota; Viridiplantae; Streptophyta; Magnoliopsida; Brassicales; Brassicaceae. The record is from the annotation of a GenBank genome assembly.